AAAGACUGCUACCGAUCACGCUUUGAAGGCCAUAAAUCGAAGAUACUGAGUAAGAAACAGUUCGUGUAUAUUUGGUACUUUGCAGCAGAUCAUGGAUUUAAAAGCUGUAUUUUCACUGUUUCUAUUAUGCCUGGGUUCGUUAACGACAGCGGCUCAAGUUGAAAGUCGUGCUAGUGCCCCGAACUGGCUCUCGAUCGUUCCAAACCAUUGGAUGUGUGCCGGACACAAUGCACCCGUGUUCUUCCCUCACGAUACAGAUUGCUUCCGGUACUAUGAGUGUGUCUGCGAGGAUGCGUACGAGUACGUGUGCGCGAAAGGAUUGCGCUUUAACUCGCAAACCUUGCACUGCGAUCAAGCGGAACAGGUGGCUUGCCAGGCCGAGGAUGGCGAUGCAUCGAUUGCACAUCCGUCAGUAAAUACGGACGCUUCGGUUGAGCAACCGGCAAUUGAUCCACGCUGCCCAUCGUUGGAAGCGACCAAAUAUUGGUCCGACGAAAGCAACUGCUCGAAGUACUAUCAGUGUGUCGGUGGGGAGGUUGUUGAGCUUAACUGUCCCGUAACGUUGGUGUGGGAUAAUGCAGCGAAGAAAUGCAAUGCACCCAACCCGAACAAAUGUUGUGCGCCCGUCCCAUCGGCACCGACUUUGGAGGAAGAAUCGAUGAGCCUGUGGAAUCGGAUCCAAUCUUGGAUGGGUUAGGGAUGGAUUAACUGUGAAAC
Molecule: messenger RNA, 717 nt
Organism: Anopheles funestus (African malaria mosquito)
Lineage: Eukaryota; Metazoa; Arthropoda; Insecta; Diptera; Culicidae
Product: protein obstructor-E-like
Exons: 2
Coding region: 92-697 (201 amino acids)
Cellular component (GO): extracellular region
Molecular function (GO): chitin binding
Source: RefSeq, a predicted model, not a curated record